CGCACAGAAAAGUGGAUACAUUGUGCUCGCAGUUAUGUGUGAAGUUUAUAUAAAGGGUAUAAGCAGAGAACAAAGAAGGAGAAGAAGAAGAAGAAGAAGGAGAAAAAUAAUCUCGGACACCUUCCCCACGGAAUCCCAGUUCAGUGUCUCCCCAAAGAGAAAGAAAGAGAAAGAGAAAGCAGUCAUUUACUGACGACUACGCAUUCGACGCAGAAGCCGCAUUUGGACCGCCAACC
Messenger RNA from Bipolaris maydis ATCC 48331, 236 nucleotides. The record is from RefSeq and is a predicted model, not a curated record. NCBI's taxonomy places the organism in Eukaryota, Fungi, Ascomycota, Dothideomycetes, Pleosporales, Pleosporaceae.